Molecule: messenger RNA, 522 nt
Organism: Exserohilum turcica Et28A
Lineage: Eukaryota; Fungi; Ascomycota; Dothideomycetes; Pleosporales; Pleosporaceae
Exons: 2
Cellular component (GO): nucleus
Molecular function (GO): DNA binding
Source: RefSeq, a predicted model, not a curated record
GUUGUUACAGCGUUAGAGAGAAGAGGCCGGCCAAAGGCUGUUCAACCAGGUGGCCGAGAGUGGGUAACGUUUAUCGCUGGGAUCAAUGCAGCUAGCUGGUCUAUCCCACCGUUCCUUAUCUUUACUAGCAAGCAUCACCUAUCUGCCUACGACAAUGGCUGGACGACUAAUAAGCUAGGAGUUAAGUGGCUAAAGCACUUUGUUAAGCAUACAGAUAGCAAGGUUGUUAGGGUACGCCAGCUGCUUAUUCUUGACAGCCAUAAGAGCCACCAGUCACUUAAGUUCCAAAAGCUCUGUAAGGCAAACAAUAUCUAUACGCUCUGUAUGCCGCCUCACUCAUCUCACCUACUCCAGCCUCUUGACGUUGGCUGCUUCUCGCCAUUAAAGCGCGCGUACAGCCGUGAGGUGGAGAGCCUAAUACGCAACCACAUCAACCAUAUCACCAAGCUUGAGUUUCUACCAGCGUUCAAGGUAGCCUUUGAUCGAUCCUUCACGGCAGCCAAUAUCUGCUCAGCCUUUUAA